AGAAAAUGAUUGAUAGAAUAUAAACGACAUUUAUGUACGUUAUUAAAGCAAGCGAUAAAUCAUUUGCAGUCUAAAAAACAAACAGGGUCCCGAGAGCUACAUGAAACAGCGUUUGAAGGUCACGUAUGACUCUGAAAUAUAACACCCCAAAGAUGCAGACAUGCAAAUAUCUUGUACAAGGUAAUCCCACCACAAUCCACGCUAGAUAUUGACAUUUUCGAUGUACACUGUUUGGCUAAUGUAUUUUGACAGUCGAGGCAUGAAGGCUCCCAGAUGCUCUUUUCAACCGGCUGCAUCCAGAGCCUGCAUCUUUAAUCACGUCAUCAGCUUCAUAUAGCAUCUCAUCCAUCAACGCAUUCUUGAUUCCCGAGCUAGCGAGUUGUCGUGACGUCUUGUCGCAUCUUUGGAAAAACACCUGUGAAUGCCAUCGCAGAAACCCUUGAAUUUUGAGAGUCCUGCUCCUCGUCCAAUCAACAGAGGGACCAUGGACUACUCGAGGGAUCACCACGCUGACCUGCCGAUUGAAGACUGGCGAUCCUCUCUCAUGGAGAAAAAGAUAGAUCUGUAUAACUUUGAGGGCUGUGCGGCCGAGGAGUCAUCGUACAUACUCACCAGUCCGCGAUCCCUGCGGGCGUGUGCAAGAAUGAAGAUACAGCCUGUGGAACUGUUGGCCAAACCUGAGACAGAUUUUGAGGAGGAGCUGUUAACAUCUGGACAGCAGCCAGGGGAAGCAUCCAGGAAGCUCUAUGAUGCUCAUGAACGAGCGAGAUUAAGAAAGCUCUACAUGUGCAGACGAGCUCGAGAGGAGAUCAUUCAAGAGGAUGGAGGCGACGAGAGGAUCGAAGUCAUCGACAACGCCAAGCUGCUUUUCCAAGGAAUGAACAAACCACCUGAAAGAACACUUAAACACACUGCCAAUGGAAUAGAUCACAGUCGAGUGAUCAUUCCUAAAUCAGGCCAGGGAAACUCCAACCUCAGACCCGGGGCGAGUCCUCGACCACCAAGUCAUCCCCCGACUCGACCUCCACAUUCCAGAUCCUCAGCAACCUCAAAGACAUCAUCGACCUCCUCACCUAGGACACCAUCGACCUCCUCUCCUAGGACACCGUCCAGCAAGACAAGGAGCUCGGGCACGACCCCAUCAUCCACGGGAGGUCGAAGGAACCCUAACCCUGGGGAUCUUCCUCCGAGGCUCUUGAAGAGGUCAGCGUCCAUGCCUCCGACGUCGAGGCAGCGCCCUCAGUCGGCUGUCUCGAGCGGGUCGAGUCACCGGUCAUCAAGUCGAACGCCGUUAAGCCAAAGAUUGGUUCUGGAUGGUUCUGAGAGACCAUCCAGGUCGUCAUCUCGGUCAAGACCCUACAGUGCUAACCUGCCAGAGAGAGAUCAGAGAAUAUUGGACUGCAUGGUGUUCAAGAGAGAGCAAGAGAGGGACGAGCUGAGACACCAACGGGUCGCCAGUAAGGUGUGGGACGAGGAGAGGAGGAAGGAGGAGAAGAUCAGGAUGGAGAACGAGUUACAGAGAAGGAAGAACCUGGUGGAGAGAGAGCUGGAUAGACAGAAGAAAAGGGAGAGAAUGCAGAAGCAGAGAGACAAGGAGGAAAAGGAAAAGCUGAAGGAGUUUGAAAUGUCUCUCAAAUACAAGGAUGCUAAACAUGUCCAGAUGGCCUCACAACAAGACCUACUAAAGAUUCAGCAGAUAGACAUAAAGAAACAGGCCGAGAAAACGAAGAAAGAAAAACAGGUAUGACGAUAUCAGACUAUUUCCAAAACUUGCAUCCUUUUGUCUUUUACAUUACAUGAUGUAGAUUCUCUGAAACAGUCCUCCAUUU
Strongylocentrotus purpuratus (purple sea urchin) is the source of this 1829-nucleotide messenger RNA. Its product is annotated as coiled-coil domain-containing protein 177. The record is from RefSeq and is a predicted model, not a curated record. Bases 422 to 1747 code for a protein of 441 amino acids. NCBI's taxonomy places the organism in Eukaryota, Metazoa, Echinodermata, Echinoidea, Camarodonta, Strongylocentrotidae. The transcript has 8 exons.